CCAUUUUGUUGCAGUUUGAAUCAGAACAGCUGUUCUGCUUUGUUGUGUCUUUGUUGUGUAUUUCGGAGAUUUGCGAGAACGGUGGAAAAUAGAAGCAGUCUCCACAGCAACAAUGAGCGGGUCCAGUUCAGCUCUCACGCUGCGGUGCAAGUCCAAGAACGGGCAGCACCUCAUGAAGGGGCUGACCACGCAGUCGACGGUCGCCGACCUCCAACGCCUUGUGGCCGAGCUCACCAACAUCCCGAAAGAGUCCCAGAAGAUCCUGAUCGGCUUCCCUCCUCACCCCAUCAAGUUCGACGGAGAGGCCGCGCCACUCAACAGUUUACCCAUAUGUUCUGGGGACACGUUGGUGAUAGAGGAAGACAGGAGCAAGACAGCGGCACCAGCACCAGUACCGGCAAAACCGCGUACAAUCCCGACGAGCAACAGCAAUUUCAGCCUGUCAGGGCAGGGCGUGAUGACGCGGAAAGUCGUGCCGGCAAACAACUCCUGUCUGUUCACAGCGAUCGGUUUCGUGAUGGAGGGAGGCGUCAUGGACUUGUCGCGCGCGACGCAGAUGCGGAAUCUCAUCGCCGAUGUGGUUGCCGCCGAUUCCGCUCUUUACAACGAGGCGCUCCUAGGCAAGAGCAACGCAGAGUACUGCGCGUGGAUUCUGAACUCCGAGAGCUGGGGAGGCGCUAUAGAAGUCUCCAUCUUAGCCAAAGUCUACGAGACUGAAAUAGACGUUGUGGACAUCCAGUCUUGUAGAGUAGACCGCUUCGGGGAAGACAGUAGGUACGACCAGCGUGUUCUUCUGCUGUAUGACGGGAUCCACUACGAUGCUCUCUACCUGGAGGCGCUGGAUCCUAACCUUCCACCGAAGACGAUCUUCCCGACAACUGAUGACUCCAUCCUGGCGCUAGCGCAGGAGUUCGCCACCGAGGCCCGCAGCCAACGGCAGUUCACGGACGUGUCGGGUUUCACGUUGCGGUGUCUGGUGUGUAACACGUGUCUGACGGGACAGAAACAAGCCCAGGAGCACGCCACGCAGACGGGGCACAUCAACUUUGGCGAGGUGUAACUACUGUACACAUUGAAGCAAUCAAUACAGAUAACUUAUUUUGAAAUGCUCGCACAGUGUAUGGUUAGGCUAUUCUAAUCUCCAAGCAGAUCCUACAGUAGCAUAAGAUAGCAUCAAAAGCUGGCAGAGGAGUGAAGCUGGCCUAGGAGUGUGUUUUGCUACCAGGGCAUAAACUCUUCUACUAGUAGGCCCUCUACCGUAGGAUCUGCUUGAAGAUUAUGGCUAUUCCAGUAAUACACUGAUCCCGUGCAUAGGCCAGCCCACCUCUGUCAAAAUGUAGAAAUGUGAAAUAGAAACAUAAAUAUGCAACCAUUUGACAGAUGUGUAGCCACUGCUAUUUGUGAUGGACAGUCAUGAUCAGGAUCUGUCUAUUGUCCCUGAGUUGCAAGUGAAAUCCAGAAGACAAUUGUACACUUAAGUUUGAAAACUUGUAAAAAAUUGGACUCCUCAAUGUUUUAUAGGGAAAUAUCACCCAACAAGUUAUAAACCCAGAACUGGCAGAAGACACUCUUUAUCUGGAAAACUUUACUUGUUCUUAGUACAUGUAGAUCAACCAAUUU
Molecule: messenger RNA, 1620 nt
Organism: Branchiostoma floridae (Florida lancelet)
Lineage: Eukaryota; Metazoa; Chordata; Leptocardii; Amphioxiformes; Branchiostomatidae
Product: ubiquitin thioesterase OTU1-like
Exons: 2
Coding region: 113-1060 (315 amino acids)
Biological process (GO): protein deubiquitination; endoplasmic reticulum unfolded protein response
Cellular component (GO): nucleus; cytosol
Molecular function (GO): cysteine-type deubiquitinase activity
Source: RefSeq, a predicted model, not a curated record